AAUCGAUAACAUUUAUAUGGUUAACUUAGACAAAUCUCCUUCCGGCUUUGCUAAGUGCCUCAUGAGUAAAGAGGAAGACACUUGGCUAUGGCACCGAAGGGUAGCUCAUAUGAACAUGAAUCUCUUGAACAAAUUGGUUUCACAGGACUUAGUAAUUGGCAUCCCAAAACUUAAGUUUGAAAAGGACACCAUAUGUGAUGCAUGUCAAAAGGGGAAGCAAGAGAUCAACCCGGCGCUGAUUCGGGCCUUCUACUCCAACCUCCGCCGUGAGGACGACGUGCUCUACUCGCUCGUCAAGAGCACGCCGAUCGAGCUCACCGUGGAGCGGCUUGGACGCAUCGCCGGCCUCCCCUUCCAAGGCGACGAUGUGUCACACUAUGGUGGAGAGGAUUGGGUGCUCAACAACGAGGGCCUUAUCCUCAACGAGCUUGGCAUCACCGAGCUCAAACGCCAUGCCUCAGGCCGCCCAACCAUCCACUCCGCCAAACCCGAAGGCUGCCUGGUCCUCUACAUCGUCACCCGAAUCCUCAAACCCAGGAAGCACGGCCACACCAUCAUGCACGGUGAAGACCUCAAACUUAUGCACGCAAUCAUGCACUCGGCCCCAAUCAAUUGGGCAAAGUUUGUCAUGAUCAACAUGACGAUUGCUGCGUCCACCGAGCACGACCACCUCCUCCCGUACCCAUUCUUGGUGAUGGACAUCCUUGAACGGUUCAGGCUAACCACCACCAUUGGCUCGCUCAUGAAGGCCACGAAGAUUUGGACAAUUAGUAACCAAACCUUCCUCAAGCGGUCGGACAACACCGCGGCUGCCACUGCCGAGCCACGCCGCACUGCCCCUGCCGGACCCCAGGCCCGAGCCAACCUUGCCUCCAUCGCCGACUCCCUCAACCGGCUCCACCUCAAGGUUGACGGGAUGGGGAGCUAUCUUGAACGGCUCGACGUGGCUGUUCAACGCCAAGGAUACGCCAUGAACGCGUACUUCCAAGGCAUCAACUACGUCCCGCCACCACUCCACGGCACCUUUCUCGGCGAAGUCUACGGUGAUGAAGACGAAGAGGAUGAGUCCUUCGCCCAGUCAAGCUCCCCGGACGAGGAUCAGUUUGACGAUGCCGUUGAUGGUGAUGAGAUGGACGUCGACGACGACGAGGAGGAAACCGAAGACGAAGACUAGGACUCCCCUAGAACUUCUAUCUCUUUUACUUUAAUUAUCCUGUUUUUUUUAAUACUUCCGUUGUACUCAGCUAUUUCCCUUUAUUCAAUAAAAUCAUUUUGGUUAUCUUUUUGUUAAUGUCAAAAGGGGGAAGAAAAGGGGAAGGUCUGUUUCCUUUGAAGGAUUCGUUGAGGUUCGUGUGACUCGAACUCUCAAGUUGUAACGGUUUGUUAAGCACCCGUAAGCUUAACGAGAUAGUAGUGUAGCUCGAGAGAGUCUCUCGGGAGGCUGGAUUAGCCACAAGUUGUGGUGAACCAGGGUAAAAUCGGUGUGCCUCUUACUCUUCUCUUUACUUCUCGUUUAUUCAUUUUUUAUUCCUGCGAUUUUUUGAUCAAACGCUAUUCACCCCCCCCCCUCUAGCGUUGGUCUAUUGUUCUAACAAAAGGUGUGAUGGUGU
Molecule: messenger RNA, 1610 nt
Organism: Cuscuta campestris
Lineage: Eukaryota; Viridiplantae; Streptophyta; Magnoliopsida; Solanales; Convolvulaceae
Source: the annotation of a GenBank genome assembly